Messenger RNA from Schistosoma spindalis, 2451 nucleotides. NCBI's taxonomy places the organism in Eukaryota, Metazoa, Platyhelminthes, Trematoda, Strigeidida, Schistosomatidae. The record is from the annotation of a GenBank genome assembly.
AUGUUCAAUGAGUUUGUUCAACAGUCGUCUGUAUCCGAUGGUGAUUGGGAGGUUCAUGAUCCCUUUAAAAACUUCAAAUUUACUCGAUAUUUGAAGGAAGAGGUUGUUCAGUCGAUAAGAAAAAAGCAAUAUGAAGAUGGUACGAGCAAAUGUGGUCCAUUUACCAAUCGUGCGUAUACAUUCGUCACAAUUCCUCGAUAUUUAGAAUCGUUUAUGGCUUAUGGGAUGUUGCAAUGUUUGGAUCAUUUACUGGUUAUUUAUACAUUUCUUCCAUUACGUUGUUUCCUCGCUGUACUAAAUUUAAUGCUAAGAAUAUCCAGUGGAAUAUUUCGAUUUUUCACAUAUUUUAAUCUAUACCAUGAUACACCUUCAUCGAAGACUUCACGGUUAACUUUACUGUAUAAUUAUGAAUUACGUGAUCUGAUCAAAUUUUCUUUAUUGUGUAUAUGUACUGUUAUUUUAACAAAAUAUGACAGUUCCAUGGCUUAUCAUGAAAUAAGAACACAAUCAGUGAUAAAAAUUUAUAUUUUUUUCAAUCUACUCGAGGUCGCAGAUCGUUUAUUAUCUGCUGUUUGUCAAGAUGCCUUGGAUGAUUUACUAUUUACGAUUAGUAAACCACGAUCUGAUUCAGUUUUAUCUAAUGAUCUAGAAGAAAAUAGUUUCAUUUUCUGGCGUGAUAUUGUUUUACAGUACUGCUUUGCUUUCUUUUGUCUCAUAGCCCACUGCUUCCUUCUGCUAUGUCAAGUUACUACUUUAAAUGUAGCAUUCAAUUCACAAAAUAAAUCAUUGAUCACUGUGUUUAUUUCUAACAAUUUUGUUGAAUUAAAAGGUAAUGUAUUUCGUAAAAUGGGAAAAACAAAUUUAUUUCAAAUUGCUUGUGCUGAUGUACGUGAACGAUUUCACUAUUGUAUUUGGUUUUCAAUUAUCGUAUGCCGUAAUAUGAAUGAAAGUGGAUGGAAUUUAGAUGAUCUUCAAACAAUUCUCGUUGAUGUAACCUAUAUUCUUCUGUCAGAAGUAGCUGUGGAUUGGGUAAAGCAUUCGUUCAUUACCAAAUUUAAUGUGAUCCCUUCAAAUGUCUAUGAGGAAUAUACUGUGAGCAUUGCUUACGACCUAUUAUUAUGCCAUCAGGGAAAGAAUACAUCAGAUUACUCUGACCUUCUUUCACGUCGUAUGGGUCUUACUCCGAUCCCCCUUAGUUGUUUAAUUAAUGCUAUGCUCUUUCAAACAAUAAGAAAUCCCAGCACUAUUUGCCUUACUUUACCGUUUGUUGUGUCUAUACUAUUUGCAGUUAAAGUUGCAACUAACCUUACCCUUAUGUCCAUGGCUUAUUCUCAUGUACGUGAGUACAUAAAUGCAGCAAGUACUAUUCAACUGGAUGAAAAUUGUUCCUUCAACAAUGAUAAAACUGCUGGUGUUUUCACAACUACAGAAAAAGUGAAUAUGAAACAGUCUCAACAUAUUCUUUCAGAAAAGGAAAUUCGGACAUCAUCAAGAAAGCCUCCUUUUGGUUUCACAGGUUAUGACCAACCAACUAAAGAUGAAGAUUGCUUUUUGCCGACGGGUCUUAGGUAUCGGAAAUUCAAAAGCGACUCAGGUCCCGUAGAUAUAACAGUCAAUAUGAACAUAAACCACUCACUAACUUCUGAAGAUACAUCAGAACUCACUGGAAACAAGCUUAGAGUGUUAAGUCCUAUUUCUACGGGUAGCAUUUGGAAUGAAUUGAUUGAACCAUAUCAAUCAAUUAUGGCUUCUGCAACUGGAACCCCAAAGAGUCCAUAUGAACUUAAUGAAUCAGCUCCAUUAACACCUCUUAGUCGAAUAGGGUCAGCAAAUCGGAUAUUCAAUUCUGGGAAUAAUAAGUCAGAAAUCGAGUGCGAACGUGGUUUCCAUGGUUCAUGUGUGUUCCAGACUGAAGACAAACCUCAGUUUACUGCUUACACAAAUACUCCAAUUGCUACAUUACAUCAUGAGGGAUUACAUGUACGCAACAGGUAUGAGAUGACUAGUAUCUUAGAAUUAUAUAGCAAUAAAGACGAGUCAUUUACAACAAUGGUACGACCCCCUAGUGCUUGUGUUUUAUUAAGACCAAGGUAUUACAGUAUCGAUCUAGGUAUCCUGAGUACUUUUUUGAAGUCUAUGGAAUGCAAUGUACGUGCUACAGAUGAAACACCAAUUAAAGACGGAAAUGCUCAGGAAAAUGAAUCAAAGCCUGCUUAUACUUUCAAUCCUAUACACAAACGUCGGAUACGUACAAUGACUGAAAGUUCAGGUACUGCCCCUUCACAUCCUCCAAGGGAUCCUACAAUACCAAUUCUAUGGGAACGAAGCAGUAGAAAUAGUACAGCCAACCAGUUCGGUUUGGAUCGACUGAAACCAAUAACACCUGGACGAGUAAAGCAGCCAUUGUCUGAUAUAGAUCGUUAUUCAAUGGUAGAAGGACAAAUUAGUUGA